Messenger RNA from Hibiscus syriacus, 1163 nucleotides. RefSeq names its product pathogenesis-related thaumatin-like protein 3.5. Gene Ontology annotation, biological process: defense response. Gene Ontology annotation, cellular component: extracellular region. The coding region runs from base 117 to 845 and encodes 242 amino acids. The record is from RefSeq and is a predicted model, not a curated record. The transcript is spliced from 2 exons. Lineage: Eukaryota; Viridiplantae; Streptophyta; Magnoliopsida; Malvales; Malvaceae.
CGUAUUCUCCCCCCCCCCCCCCCCCCAUUUGAGCAAGUUAUGCUCAUUUAAAACCAACCAACAUUAGCCUUACAUGGCUGUCUCCAAGUGCCUCUUGCUUGCAGCUUUACUCUACUAUGGCAUUGCCUCAUCAUCCCAUUUUAUUUUUCUGCAUUUUCAUCAUCUUUGCAUCAGGUGCAACAAAGCAUGCGAAUGCGAAAAAUUUUACUCUCGUGAAUCAGUGCAAAGACACGAUAUGGCCAGCGAUAAUCACAGACGGAAGCAACUUCCAUGGCGAAGGAUUUACGUUGAAACCAGGAGAAACCGCCUUCUACGAUGCCCCGAACGGUUGGAGUGGUCGUAUAUGGGGUCGAACAGGUUGCAGUUUCGAUAAAAACGGAAAUGGAACAUGCCAGACAGGCAACUGUGGCACUUCUGUUAAUUGUACAAGCUCCGGUAGUCUCCCUGUUACCAUUGCUGAAUUCACACUUGGCGAUAUCGAUUACUACGAUGUUAGCCUCGUGGAUGGCUUUAAUUUGCCUAUCGUGAUUAAGCCUGGUGGUGGUAAAGGAAACUGCAGCAUAGCUGGGUGUGACGGAGACUUGAGGCAAAAUUGUUCAUCGGAUCUCGUUUUUAAGAAAGAAGGGAAGGUUGCCGGUUGCAGAAGUGCCUGCGAUGCCUUCAAUACUGAUGAAUAUUGUUGCCGUGGGGCGUACAAAGAUCCAGUUGCUUGUUUGCCUUCGAAUUAUUCCAAGAGUUUCAAACAAGUUUGCCCUGCAGCAUCUAGCUAUGCUUAUGAUGACCGUAUUAGUAUCAUAACUUGCUCUGCAUCAGAUUACAUGUUGGCAUUUUGUGCAACAAGGUAAAGUAAUAUCAUAGUUUCAAAUGUAUAUGUAUGUAUGUAUGUAUGUAUGUAUAGUAUAGCAUUGAGAAAUGGGUAUUUGCUGGUUUCAGGAACAAUACAAUAUGCAGCUUUCAGGAUGAGAAGCUUGUUUGCAGUGUUACAUCAGAGGGCUUUAAAGCAUUCUCUCAAACAUGGAGGAUUGUGAUGCUGGCAUUGCCGUUCGCUUCCAUUUUACAAAUUUUCUUUUAGAUGAUUCCGGUCAAAGUUGUUUUGAUUUGUAUCAUUUUGAAAUCUAAAUUCAUGUUAUGCUGUUUAUUUCUGUGUGUAAUGAGAAGAAUCG